Yamadazyma tenuis ATCC 10573 is the source of this 484-nucleotide messenger RNA. NCBI's taxonomy places the organism in Eukaryota, Fungi, Ascomycota, Pichiomycetes, Serinales, Debaryomycetaceae. The record is from RefSeq and is a predicted model, not a curated record.
UAUGUUCAAAAAAAUGGAUAUACCUAUUACUGCAGAGAAGGUCAGAACAAGUGGCCAGCGGCUCACAGGCGAUUGUGGCCCAUUGAAAAGACUGGCUGACAAAGAGGGCAUGGCUGGUGCUAUAUUUCACGGAGUUGGAGAAGGAAGAAUCUGUUUCAUGGAAGCUGCCGCUAUUGCAAAAAGAAAGGACCUUGAAGUUAAGCCCCUCACCAAAGAAGAAGUGUUUGAGGUAGCUGGCCCUUGGUUCGGGAUGAUCAUUGUUGUUGAUAAUCAUGUCUCUAAUAAGUUCACGAUAGAAACUCUUGGCUGGAAACCCAUCGGUCCUAUUCUGAUUAUGCACAUUACGAAGAAUCAUUGGAAGGGAUAGUUUCGCAGGUUCUCGUGUUUGUUUUAUAUCAGCCACUUCCUGCAAGCUUGCAAGUAUUUCUGGGCUUGUAGACGCAGAUAUCCUCUAAGCUAAGCUUGUUCGGAAAAAAAAAUGAAU